Messenger RNA from Galleria mellonella (greater wax moth), 3829 nucleotides. Its product is annotated as facilitated trehalose transporter Tret1-like. Gene Ontology annotation, cellular component: membrane. NCBI's taxonomy places the organism in Eukaryota, Metazoa, Arthropoda, Insecta, Lepidoptera, Pyralidae. The transcript is spliced from 11 exons. Gene Ontology annotation, molecular function: sugar transmembrane transporter activity. Gene Ontology annotation, biological process: transmembrane transport; carbohydrate transport. Bases 191 to 1648 code for a protein of 485 amino acids. The record is from RefSeq and is a predicted model, not a curated record.
AUGACAAAAGCAACGUGUAAUAUGUUCCUCACAAACUGAUAUCAUAUCAUUUAGUGUGUAACCGUUGCUUAGUAGUGAAUAAAAUUGGAAAUAUUAGCCGACGAAACCCCGGAAGAGCGUCCAAGCUACCCUACGUCCUAAAACGUUAAAAUCAACAUUUUAAUCAUCAGCUGACGUUGCGUGACGUAGUAUGGCUGAUAUGAACUACACUUACGAACCAGUGACUACUGAUGUGUCAGUCAACCAACAAACGCAUAGGAUGGAGGGAGGACAAUUGUGGCGGCAAUACAUAAUCGCCGGCGUCGCGAACAUCGCGAUCACGGCCACGGGAUUCUCAAUGGGAUGGACGUCCCCUGUGAACCUCAAGUUGCAGAAUGUAACAGACUCUCCUCUUGACAGACCGAUCACCAGCAAUGAGGAAGCCUGGAUCGGGUCACUACUCAACAUUGGUGCUAUCAUCGGUCCAUUCAUCGGUGGGUUAGCAGCUUCCAAAAUAGGCCGCAAGUGGGGUUUGAUUGUCUCUUCAGUUCCACUGUUCAUAGGAUGGCUCUUGGUCGCUAUAGCCACUAAUGUAGGCUUAAUCUACGCAGGCAGGAUAUUUUGGGGUAUAGCUGUUGGCAUGCUGUUCACUAUAUCGCCUAUGUACUGCGCUGAAAUUGCUACGGAUGAAGUGCGCGGCGCGCUCGGUUCCUUUCUCCAAGCGUUCAUUACCAUUGGUUUCCUUCUGGUAUACAGUAUUGGGCCAUUUAUUUCCUAUUCAGCAAUCGCUUACAUUGGUGUUGCAAUCGUGGCCAUCUUCGAUAUCAUCUUCUUCUUCAUGCCAGAAUCGCCUGUUUAUCAUUUGAGCAAAAAUGACCGCCAAUCAGCUUCCCAAAGUUUAGCCACUAUUCGUGGAAAAUCAGAAGCUGGUGUUCAAGCUGAACUUGAUAAAAUGGCAGCAGAUGUGAAAGCAGCUAUGGAUAAAACUGCUACGAUAAAAGAUGUUUUCCGAGGCGGUAACUUCAAGGCGUUCUACAUUUCCUGCGCGCUGGUGUUCUUCCAGCAAUUCAGUGGUAUCAACGUUGUACUCUUCUACAUGACCAACAUCUUCAACGCAGCAGGAUCUGACCUGGAUCCAGCUAUUGCCACUAUCAUUAUUGGUGCUGUGCAGGUGGGUGCUUCAUGCGUUACACCAUUCGUAGUAGACAGGCUUGGACGUCGGAUCUUGCUGCUGAUCUCCUCAUGCGGUACUGCCAUCGGUCUGGCACUCCUCGGUAUGUACUUCAUCUUGGCGGAAAAAGAGAAUCCUAUUGCCGAAACUAUCAGUUUCUUACCAGUAUUAUCGCUCGUUCUGUUUAUCAUAACCUACUGCUGGGGUUUAGGGCCAUUGCCCUGGGCGGUUAUGGCCGAGCUUAUGCCCAUGGAAGUAAAGGCUAUUGCGGCUCCAAUAGCCACUGCUUUCUGCUGGAUGUUGUCCUUCCUUGUUACUAGGUACUUUAAUAGUAUAGCAGAUGCUCUAGGCAUGUACGUCGCCUUUUGGUUGUUCGGCGUUUGUUGUAUAGUCUCCUUCUUCUUCGCGAUGUUCGUGGUCCCAGAGACGAAAGGCAAGAGUUUGCAGGAGAUUGAAGCAAUAUUAUCUGGCAGAGCUAGAAAAGAAGACAAAGCUUAAAGGGAACAAAACUGUUGUGGAUCGUAAAAUAGUAAUUUGUGUACGUAUCUAUUUUACCACGAACAUUUUAUCAGUAGAUAAACCGAAUUUAUAAUGUGAUUUUUACACUGACCAAAAAGAAGAAUUAUGAACGAAAAUAUUGUUAUUAGAUGGGAUCUAUUUUUAUCUAUGAUUUUUUGUAUAUAUUUGGUAAUCAUGAUUGACGCUACAUUCUUUUGUGUACAAAGAAAAAAAAACAAUUUUAAUAAAAGGCAUUACUCAAAAGAGCAGCUCUUAGGUACAAACAGGUAUAAAAGUAUCACGAAAUUACAAUAUGGAUGCCAUUUUACGAUUGUACAUAUAAAUGCUUUAAAUUACAGCAUAGGCAUAUUGCUUAUUGUAAUGGAGAAUCCGGGUUCGCAUCUUAAGUGACCCAAUUUAGUAAAUAAAUAUUUCUAAAAUGACUCGAGUCUGGGUGUUCUAAUUUUUGGCCCCAGACAUUUAUUAAGUUAGGAUUAUCUAUGAUUUCUCAUAAGACAGGGUAUCAUAGCUUAAGUACAAGGCAAAUAUAUUAUAUUCUGUGGUAGGUUGGUAUAUUUACGAUUGUACGAUACGUUAUUAUUUGAUAGUUGUAUAACAUUUGUAAUUAUUUUAGCUAAGUAAGACAACAUUCCCAGUCACCUAUCGUAAUAAUGUACAAAAUAUUUUAAAAUAUACUUUAUGCUAGAUAUAAAUAGAAAUUCUCCAGUUUCCGAUAAAAGAACAAUUUACACAUUUAUUUACCAAUUUUAUGAACAAGGUUGUUCUCAAUUCGUCUGCAUUUUUCUAUGUCCCGCGAUAUCUUCUUAAGUUAAUAAUAAUUAAUUCUGAAAUUAUUGUACAAAUUUAAGUAUCUACACUAAUUUCAGAAUUUUUAUUAGUAUAGGUGGAUAUAGGUAAUAUAGAUAAAAGGGAAGUAUUGAUUUUACAAUAUAUUUCUAAACCUUGUAAAGAUAGUAAUUAAAAAGUUGAAGAUAUUGCGUAAUAUAGAAAAAAAUAUUAAUUACCAACUUUUACACGCGUGAGCGGUAUAUAUGCUGACCAAGAUAAAAAGUAGCCUACAUCCUAUUCCAUCCCAUACAGUAUGAGCGUUUCAAAAAUAACUAAAUAAACCUCCUUUCAAAGCUUUCAACUCCUCAUAAACAAACACUGUAACACUAUUAUUAUUUAUUUUAGAUUUAUGAAAGAUACAGAUCGAUAUUAUAUAUAGACUACAGGUGCUAUAUAAUUAUUGUGAUAUAGAUGAAUUUAUUAAAAUGAGUUUGUAAAUAAUAUGAAUUUAUAAUAUCUGUGAACGAUAUUUUAUCUACCUUUCAAUGGGGUUAAUUUUGAAGUGUUAUUUCUCUAAACUUAUCUGUUAGCCUAAUAUUUUAAUUUAUAGAUUCGCGAAAUAACUGUUUUAUGGACCAUCAUAAACUAAAAUCAUAAUAUUUUUUACUUAAAUCAAUUAGAAAAUUAGUUUACAUCGUUCUUUACAAUAAAGAUUUCGCUGUUAUGUCAAAUUGAAAUAUUGAUUUUAGAGAGCUGAGUCCUCAGGAAUGGCAACACAUGGGGGUUAUCAUGGGCGAAACAGUAUACUCUGUUAUGUCCAUUGUAUUGCUCAUGUCUAUAGGCGACGGUUACCAUUUUCCAUCAGGUGGGCCGUCAGCUUGUUUGCCAUUCUAAGUUGUAUAAAAAAAAGAUAGGAUUAAAGAAAUGGCAUCUCAGAAUCGACCUCAAUACUUUGUUAUUUCAUUAUAGUAAUUUAUCAGUCAGAAUUUACAAUUUAGGUCAAAAAUCUAUUAUAUAUAUUAUAAGAAAGAAUACAAAAAGAAUAAUUUUUCAUCUUAUCCCAAGAGUGAUGAUAAGCUCAAAAAUAAAUGUUUACUCCUAAAUUAUAAAAAAAAACUAGAUAUUUUGGAGGUCUAUCUUUAGUCCAUACAUAGUCCAGGAUUUAACAAGGUCUUGCCUCAUUGGUUAGGAAAAUAAAGAAGCGAGUCUAUCCACGAUGAACACGUUCAAAGAAAAAUUUUGUUAAAUAAUCAUGCGCGAAAGUUGUCGAUAGUACAUGAUGUAUUUUACAUAAUUACAUUUUAAAAUGUAUAGAUAGAUGAAAUAUCGUGAACGGAGGUUUUCAGAACUACAUAUAAUUUGUUAUAAAAUAAAGAUUGUUUUAAUUUGAAA